This is a messenger RNA of Eruca vesicaria subsp. sativa (arugula), 1401 nucleotides long. NCBI's taxonomy places the organism in Eukaryota, Viridiplantae, Streptophyta, Magnoliopsida, Brassicales, Brassicaceae. The record is from the annotation of a GenBank genome assembly.
AUGAAUCUAAGGAAAGUAUGGGGAUCAGUGUGGAACCGAUCGAAUAGUUGCAAGGAUUCGACGAAGGCAAUUCAGGUUCCUCUGUCGUCGUCUUCGUCCUCUAUGGGCGCGUUUGAUCAGCUACCGAUGGAUAUACUAGUCCAGAUAGUGAUGCUGAUAGAGCCAAGAGACGCCGUGAAAUUGAGCUUAGCGUGCAAAGCCUUGAAACGCUUAGCAGAGGGUAACAGUCUGUGGAUGUUCUAUCUCCAGUGUAUGCAGGAGUCAUGGGACUCCAUUUUCUUCGCGGAAACAAGUUUGCGUUGUGGUUAUCCGCUCCGAAUGGUUUCUAGUGAAUCAGAGGAGUUGUCGUUCAUGCGUGUUUAUGGUCAAAGAGCUCAAGUUCCUGACUCUAUCAUUAUUGAUGGUGGUUCUGGGUAUUGCAAAUUUGGGAGGAGUAAGAAUGCUUCACCUUUUGGACGUUCUGCUACUUUUCUGGAAUUUGGCAACAUUGAGUCACCCAUAUACGCUAGGCUUCAACAGUUCUUUGUAACCAUUUUCAACAGGAUGCAGGUUAAGCCAUCUAUGCAGCCAAUAGUGGUUUCACUACCCCUCUGCCAUUUUGAUGAUACUGAAUCGGCAAAGGCAUCCAGGCGGCAACUUAAGACUGCUAUCCUUAAUGUCUUGUUUGACAUGAAUGUGCCUGCAGUGUGUGCAGUUAGUCAGGCUGUUUUAGCUCUAUAUGCUGCAAGGCAGACAUCUGGAAUUGUUGUUAACAUUGGUUUCCAAGUCAUAACCAUUGUUCCAAUUUUGCAUGGGAAGGUGAUGCGGCAGGUAGGUGUAGAAGUCAUUGGUUUUGGAGCAUUGAAACUCACGGGUUUCCUUAAAGAGAAGAUGCAAGAGAACAACAUUACCUUCCAAUCGCUCUACACUGUUCGUACUCUAAAAGAGAACCUGUGUUAUGUCGCUCUCGAUUAUGAAGCUGAACUUUCAAGAGACACACAAGCUUCAGUGGAAAUUGCGGGUGAAGGAUGGUUUACUCUGUCAAAGGAGCGUUUUCAGACAGGGGAGAUACUAUUCCAACCACGUCUUGCUGGAAUGCGGGCAAUGGGAUUGCACAAUGCAGUCGCACUCUGUAUGGACCACUGUGAUGCAGCAGGACUAACAGGUGAUGGUAGCUGGUUCAAGACUGUAGUAUUGGCUGGAGGAAGCGCAUGUUUGCCAGGGCUUGCAGAAAGGCUAGAGAAAGAAUUGCAUGACUAUCUUCCCGCAUCUAUAUGCAAUGGAGUCAGAGUAAUCCCUCCUCCUUGCGGCGUGGACACAGCGUGGCAAGGGGCAAAGCUUAUCAGCAAUUUAAGCACCUUUCCUGGUUCUUGGUGCAUCACAAGAAAGCAGUUCCGUCGCAAGUCAAGACUAAUGUGGUGA